UCCUGCAGAAGGUGGAGGGUGGGAAGCGAACACAAAACCGCUUGAGGCCAGGCGCAUUCUCACCUUUAGAUCCUGUGUCUUCUUCUACCAUCUCAUUCACAAGUCACCUGUCAGCUGUCGGAGCUCAGCGGAGAACCGGUCUGUGCGGGAGGGUUAUCAUUCAGACGUCAUUUCCCCAACUUUCGAUGGCCUCGAAGUCCACUUGCUGGGUGUAAAAUAUGAAGUACAAUCGAACCUCGCAAUUCGGAUAGAUCUAGAUCUAGAUCUAGGUUGGAAUAUAUGAUCAGAGGAUACGGACUGCUUCACCUAAAAAUAGAGUUUUCACGCGGCAAGCAGGGAGGGAAGCCUCACUACAUGCCAUACAUUGACGAACAAAAUUUAUUAUGGCAUAGACCACGUGAGGACUCUUCUUGUUCAAGUGCAACGAAGAUGGGAUGAAUGUGGCUAUUCUCUUUCGCUCUACGAGAUAUUUAAAAACUUCUAAGCGAACUGUAAAGAUAGUUAGGAGGAAGUACAACACAAUACAAUGCUGUGGGACGUCUCCUGCGACACUACUUAAUUCCUCUUCCCCUUCAUCCUAGAGCGAAAACUGAGAACGAUUUUUGCCGGACUCGGAGAGGCGCCAGGAAGAUGCCGAGCGGGCGAUCCAAGAAAUGGAAGAGGGGUCUGUCCAAGGCGGACUUUGCCGAGAGGACGCUGAAGGACACCAAGUCUCACGGCUUCCAGAACCGCCUGGGCAAGACAAUCAAGAACAACGUUGACCUGAUUGGCUGGCACGAGGUGUCGCACGUGCACUUUUACCGCCAGCUCCUGGUCGAGUUCUUCGGCACCUUGUGCCUGGUGGUGAUGGGCUGUAACUGCAUCACGCCCUACAGCUCCAUACAAACUGACGCGGUGUGUUGCUUACAUUCUGGUCCAGGUGGCUGGAGCUAUCUGUGGGUCUUGCUUCCACACCUACCUCAGGGGACAAGCGAUCGGCUCCACAUGCCAGACCCUACUCCACCGCUCCAUCGGCGUGGACGAGACGAAAGGCUUCAUCGUGGAGUUCUCCAUCUCCUUCUUCCUCCUCUUCUUUGUCUUCGCCACCAUCGACCACCACAGGGAGGACCACGGGGGGUCGCACGCCUUCAUGGUCGGGGGCGUCAUUGCCGUGCUCGUCAACUUUGCCGCCGAGAUGACCGGAGCAGGCAUGAACCCCGCCAGAUCCUUCGGCCCUGCCCUCAUACACGGCAACUGGGACGCGCACUGG
Aplysia californica (California sea hare) is the source of this 1249-nucleotide messenger RNA. Its product is annotated as aquaporin AQPcic. Lineage: Eukaryota; Metazoa; Mollusca; Gastropoda; Aplysiida; Aplysiidae. The record is from RefSeq and is a predicted model, not a curated record. Gene Ontology annotation, biological process: transmembrane transport. Gene Ontology annotation, molecular function: water channel activity. Gene Ontology annotation, cellular component: plasma membrane.